This is a messenger RNA of Acanthaster planci (crown-of-thorns starfish), 1531 nucleotides long. RefSeq lists its product as uncharacterized. Lineage: Eukaryota; Metazoa; Echinodermata; Asteroidea; Valvatida; Acanthasteridae. The record is from RefSeq and is a predicted model, not a curated record.
AUGUGUACAAUACGGCAGCCUGUGAGGGUCAACAGUUAAAGCCCAUUCUUAAAACUUCAAGACAGUUUUGUCCCAGUUUUAAAUCUUCGAGGAAAUAUUACAGUUGAGGACAAAAUGCCUGGGCGCAACUUUUCGCCUAUUAUCCGACCAGGACAUUAUCCAGACAAACUUCCAACACGGACAAAAAAUCGUCAAUGCACCGCAAAUCCCCACGCAACGAUUCAGAAGACCAUACCAUCGCAACUGCAGAGGCAGUUGAAGCAGAGAAGAAUAUCUUUGACAACCCAACGAAAAUCAGGAUUUUGUGUCAAGGUUCAAAAGGCAGCACAAAUGAUCACUGACGAACCUGGAUUAUGCGGAAAUUGCCAUUUGACAUUUGACCGAAUCAGAAGUCAUUUAAGGAAGUGCCAUCCGAGACUAUACAGAAGAGUCAUUCUUGCCCUUCGUAACGCUCAACCUAUCACCGAAGCAAACCCAGCCAACGGUGGCAACGCCAAGGAACCGUCCAAUAAUAGACCCAAGCCGAUCGUUGACAUACCUCGAGCGUUGUAUAACUAACCUUUGCAUAAAUUUUGAAGACUGAUCGAGUGGCUGUUGUUUUAAGCCUUCCACCAGCAAAAUAGAUCGAACGGUAUCCCCUUUCAAUAGUAGUUCUGGGCCCACCCCAGCCUGUAAAGGAAUCUAGAAACUACCCAAUAUCUAAGCAUCAAAACUCAAAUUUGGUUUAUCACAAAAAUACCUACAAUCAAGACAUUCAAAUAACUGCAACUGAGUAUUCAAGAAUCAGAAUCUUUAAACAUUUUAUUUAUUAAAAGGCAAAAAGGAACCACUCAACAGUUAGAUGCGAAGGUCAACAAGAAAUCAAGGAUAUGUAUCUUUAAUAACAUUUCACAGUUAACAUGAGAAAUGACUGCAUUCAGAAUUCGUACAAAAGCUUAAUUCUAUGCACAUCUCCUUCGUACACGAGAAAAUGCAAUCAACUCCAAAGAUUCGGGAACUUUCGAUUUCUUCUGAGUAACUACAUUAUUAAAGCCAAAUAAAUACAGGAUUUCAAAGAUACAGUAAAUUUGUAUUCCUUACAAAAUAAGAUAACGUUUUGGAUUGUUGCAUGACUUCCGUAAAUGUGUCAAAGAACAUUUUUCGUUGUAAUGAGCAGAACAAAGUGAACACGGCACAGGUUCGAAUUACCACUUUCUGCCUUCAUCAAUUUCAAACUAUAUGACCUGUCCACUUUUAAACUGGCCAAAAUCAAUAUCUCCAUACAGAAAUGUUUCUACUUGCAAAUAAAAAUCUAAACCUUGAUGGGACCAUAAAAUUGUAUAUUUUCUCGCCAAAAGCAAUGAAAAGUGAUGAACAAACAAAAAAAACACGUACAGACGGUAAAAUAUAAAUAUUAUUUCAUACUUCAAUGUUACAUUAAUUUUUAUUACAAAACUUUCCUAAAUAGUACUUGGUACUGUAAUUCCACUUUCUAUCUUUUUGUAUCUGCUGAACAUUUACUAUGGAAUAAAAUAUGCUCCAGUGCUCAUCA